Messenger RNA from Postia placenta MAD-698-R-SB12, 834 nucleotides. RefSeq lists its product as hypothetical. The transcript is spliced from 2 exons. The record is from RefSeq and is a predicted model, not a curated record. NCBI's taxonomy places the organism in Eukaryota, Fungi, Basidiomycota, Agaricomycetes, Polyporales, Adustoporiaceae. The coding region runs from base 1 to 834 and encodes 277 amino acids.
AUGGCCAGCAUCAUCGUCCCCCAGCCCCAGGCAAUCGUCCCCGCUCGGCCUGCGUUCCAGCAUUGGCCAUACCAGGUCCAGAAGAAGGUGAAGGCAAUAGGGAAGCCCUUUACCAAUCAAUUCUUCACAUGGAAGAUCCAGGGAUACAACGCGCAGCAGGAACAGUGCAGCGACACUGGAGGGGAACCAGACGGCCUGUCGCAACAGUCGAUCUGCGCCGUCCUGGUCCCGUUCCCGCUCCCGCCCCCUCUCCCUCUGAGAGAGCAACGCACUAUUCCUGUAACAUGGGAGCCGUCUGGAGCACCAAUCCACGACGCCUCUAGUAGCUCGGAUUACGAUAUGCGCGACGCGUCGAGCGAUAGCGACUCGGAGCGCGGUGUGGUCCCCCCCAGCGACCAGCCCGCCGCAUUGCAUUGCACGCGUCUAAGCCCUCUGAGAGACCUGUGUCUUACCACUCUGCCCGCCGAACUGGCCACUCAGAGAUGUAGUCAGCCUGCAUCCCCCGAUCCGGCCUUACAAGAGCUGCGUCGCACCGUUCGGACAACUCUUACCACGCGUCGUUCCCGUACACUCCGCCAUGACGCGGAUGGCAAGAACCGCCUGGACGGCAGGUCACAGCGGCGGCUCACACGUCCCACCCUCCCCUCGUUUGGGCACGUCGUCCGCACCACCGCGAUCGACUGCACCCAGCAACGGCCUCAACAUCGUACCAGGCCAUACUCGUGCACGUCACGUUAUGACCACUGUUGCAGCGGAUGCUGUCCGGACACGCUGUGCCCAUUCAAAGUUUUCGGCCACGCGCAGCCCUGUCGACGGCUAGAAUUGUCAGGAUGA